AUGUCACCAUCUUUUAACAGGAAGGGGACUUCGCAUCUGACGGAGGGUCAUUUGCUGGUACAUGAAACUAGAACCUUAGGUGUUGGCGAUUUGACUAGAUUUAAAUUAACGAUUGAUAAAGGUAAACUGGAUACUGAUCUUUCUGAUGUAAGGGAAUUGUUUGUUAAGAUAAAAAACAAAGAGAGUGCCUUGCUACGGCCUAUUUAUUUGACUGGCCCAUACGCGUUUUAUGUUGACGUGAGACCCCACAAUUAUAAUGAAGAGACUGCAGUGAAAGGUGAUGAACCCAUUCAGUUUUGUGAAGAUUUGAAACCGGAUGAAAAAUUCAAAGCCAAAUUGUUUUUUAAUGAAAACUCAAACAUUGAAGGCACUACGCUAUAUUCAUGGACAAUCGAUAUCAUUUCGCAAUUAGCAGUAAUUAUUCAACCUUGCUUGAAUUAUAGCAUAAAAAUUGGUACGACUAAAUAUUCCACUAGAAGGAGGUUCAAAAAUGAUAAAGUCUUCAAGAGAGAUUAUAUAGCUUUGAAGGAAUGGGAUACACUAUCAUUGUGGAGUCUACCACCCAAGUUUCCCAAAAAACCGGUUCAUUUGGUUAUUUUAACGCAUGGUAUCUUUUCAAAUAUUGGUUGUGAUAUGCUGUAUAUGAAGGAUAAAAUAGAAGAGAUAGCCAAUUCCUUACCUGAGGACAUUAAUUCUAAUGUUGUCGUAAGAGGAUGUAUGAAUAAUAUGGGCAAGUCUGCGCACGGUGUCCAUUAUUUGGGGAAAAGAGUUGGUGAAUACGUCAUAAAGACCAUUGACGAACUUAAUGAAGAUUAUAAAGUCGAUAAGAUAUCAUUUAUUGGUCAUUCCCUAGGCGGCCCAACUCAAUCAAUGGCUGUCCGUUAUAUUAGUGUUAAGAGACCAGAUAUUUUCAAUCCACAAAACGGUAUCAAACCGAUUAAUUUCAUUGCAUUAGCUAGUCCAUUUAUUGGAGUAAUCGGUGAUUUCCCCAUGUAUAUAUCACUCCCAUUAGAUAUGGGUGCUCUGGGACUCACUGGUAGGGAUCUAAAUUUGAAGUAUACUCCACUGACAUCUAAGGAUGGUUUGUUCAGUGAUGCUCCAAAGACUGACAAAAAACAUCUUCCAAAAUUAAUAAUGGAAAUACUUCCACUAUCACCAGCAAAAUCAAUUUUUGAAAGAUUCGUGAAUCGUACACUGUAUGCUAACAUUGUCCAUGAUGGGAUUGUUCCACUGAGAACUGCUGCAUUAUUGUACUUGGACUGGAAAAGCUUGGCUAAAGUGAAAAAAAUACAAAAGAAGGAGGCAUCCUCUCCAGCAGGUGAACUUGGCGGACCAAUAGAAACAACUCCUACCUCAGAAUCGUCUACUAAUAUACCUGAACCAGAUGAAACUAAUGUCAAAACAGGUGAAAUUCCACAGGAUAGCUUGGAUAAGAAAGCAGCCUUACAAUGGGCCAUGCCCCAAUCACUCAUACGUAACAGGAACAGUAAGAAGUUUAAAAGGGGCCAGAUAAACGGCACCGAUUCAGAGUCAGAAGAUGAUGACACUGAUGUUGGAGGCUCCAAGAAGAAAAAUAAAAAGAAGUUUUCAGCACCUGACGAGGCUUCUACCCUUUUAUCAGCAUUAUCUGUACUUACAGCUCCCGUACCCAGCCAAGAAUACAUCAAAAAUCCUGAAACUAGAUCUGACUCGGUUGUCCAUGACAAAUUGUACCAUCCAGAAGAUCUUCCUCCACCACACUACCAGAGCAGGCCAGGCUAUAAGAGGAUAAUCUAUCCAAAUGAGACCGUAAAUAGAGUGCAAGAGCGCAUUGCAAGAGCAUGGCAAGAAAGUAUGCCAUGGAGAAAAGUCCUAGUUAAGAUACAGCCUGAUGCACAUAACAACAUUGUGGUGAGAAGAAGAUUUGUUAAUCUUUAUGGGAAUGUUGCAAUAUCGCACAUGGUCCAGGAGCAUUUUGGUAAGGAGGCAACUGAAAGAUAUACGUCUAUAAAUACUAAAUAA
Messenger RNA from Kazachstania africana CBS 2517, 2001 nucleotides. Its product is annotated as putative hydrolase. The transcript has a single exon. The coding region runs from base 1 to 2001 and encodes 666 amino acids. NCBI's taxonomy places the organism in Eukaryota, Fungi, Ascomycota, Saccharomycetes, Saccharomycetales, Saccharomycetaceae. Gene Ontology annotation, molecular function: monoacylglycerol lipase activity. The record is from RefSeq and is a predicted model, not a curated record.